Molecule: messenger RNA, 594 nt
Organism: Aspergillus vadensis CBS 113365
Lineage: Eukaryota; Fungi; Ascomycota; Eurotiomycetes; Eurotiales; Aspergillaceae
Exons: 2
Coding region: 172-594 (140 amino acids)
Biological process (GO): endosomal transport
Cellular component (GO): BLOC-1 complex
Source: RefSeq, a predicted model, not a curated record
CCCACCCCUCAUCCAUUCAUCCAUUCAACCCCCCUCUUAUCUACUAUCUAUCUAUCAGAUAACCAUAACCAUAACCACACCAUCUCCACAUCAACAACCACCACCUAUACUAUUCUAUACCUUCCCCCCUCCUCAACCACAAUCCCCUCCCCGAAAUCUUAAGAAGAAGACAUGCCCCCCACUCCCGAGAAAAGCAAAGAAACCCUAGAAGCCAAAUCGGCCUUCAGCGCGACGCUCCUCAACAUCGGCAGCACACAUGCCAGCCCGCUCGUGGAGCGCGCACACACCAUCACAGAAAAUGCGGCAGCGCUGGACAAGCAGCAAGCAGAGCUGGAAGCACAUACGGCUGCGCUGGCGAAGCAGAAUGAGAGCUGGGAUAAGUUGGCGGGGGAGGCGCGGGACGGGUUGAAGGAGAUCGGGGACGUGCAGAAUUGGGCGGAGGUGGUGGAGAGGGAGUUGUUGGUGUUGGAGGAGAUGAUGGGUACUGUUGAUGGUGGUGGUGGUGGUGAUGCUGAUGAUAAUGGAGGUAUUACUAGUGGUAGUAGUGGAAGUGGGAGUAAGACAGGAUCAUCAUCGUGGUUUAAGUGGUGGUAA